AUGUCGCCUCACUGCUGCAACAUCAUGGAUGACUCCUCCUCCGUCUCGUCCAGCACCUACACCUCGGAGCCCGUGGUCAAUGGCGUGAGCAACGGCUCUGCUGCCGCCGCCAGCCAAUACAAGAACUUCUCCAAGAGCCGUCACUUGAGGCCCACCCCUUCGGAUGAGAUCCACGACCUCGUCUGCGUUGGCUUCGGCCCCGCCAGCAUUUCUGUCGCCAUUGCUACGCACGACGCCAUCGAGGCCGGCAAGCUUGCCGAGUCGCCCAAGGUCCUCUUUCUCGAGAAGCAGGCUGACUUUGCCUGGCACGCCGGCAUGCUCCUUCCCGGAGCCAAGAUGCAGAUCUCCUUCAUCAAGGACCUUGCCUCUCUGCGCGAUCCCCGCUCCCACUUCACCUUCCUCAACUACCUUCACCAAAAUGAGCGCCUGGUUGAUUUCAUCAACCUCAGCACCUUCACCCCUGCGAGAAUCGAGUUCGAGGACUACCUCCGCUGGUGCGCGCGUCAUUUCGAUGAUGUGGUAAAAUAUCAGACGGAGGUCGUUGCUGUUGAGCCCGUUCAGACCUCGGGACCUAACAAGCUCUUCACUGUUACUUCGCGCAACAUUGUUACUGGCGACAUCACCACCUACCAGGCUCGCAACGUCUUGCUUGCUCUCGGCGGCCAGGCUUCCAUCCCCAAGCCUCUUCCCCAGAACCACCCCCGUGUUAUCCACUCGAGCCAGUACGCCAGCGUGGUUCCCAAGCUCCUCAGCGACCAGUCCGCUCCUGUUCGCGUGGCUGUUCUCGGCGCUGGCCAGUCGGCGGCGGAGAUCUUCAGCAACGUUCAGAACCUUUACCCCAACUCCAAGACUUAUAUGAUUAUGCGCUCCGAGUUUAUGAAGCCUUCUGAUGAUUCGCCCUUUGUCAACUCCAUCUUCAACCCCGAAUUCAUUGACACCAUCCACUCCCGCCCCUCGGCCUACCGCUCGCACUUCCUCGCCGACGCCAAGGCCACCAACUACGGUGUCGUCCGCCUCGAGCUCAUUGAGCAUCUUUAUGAGGUCAUGUACCACCAGCGCCGCGUGCUCGGCACCGACGAGACGCAAUGGCCUCACCGCAUCAUGGCUGCGCGCAAGGUCGUCUCGGUUUCCGAGAAGGGCGAUAAGCUCAAGAUCAAGGUCGGCCGCUACUUCUACGGCGAGGAUGAGACCGCCACCGAUGGACCCAUUGUGGAUGAGGAGACCCUUGAUGUCGACGUGAUCAUCUGCGCUACCGGCUACAAGCGCAUGGCGCACGUGGAUAUGCUCAAGCCCACGUGGCCGCUGUUGCCUGAGGCUGAUGCGGCGCUGGUCGCUGAGACUGUCAAGGGAUCCAAGGACAGGUGGUUCGUUGAGGGUGAGGAGAAGAGCUUGAGGGUGAUCGAGGCGAACCGGAAUUAUUCGGUCAAGUUUGGUGAGGACAAGGUUGCACAGGGCAGUGGCAUUUGGCUGCAGGGGUGCUGUGAGGGAACUCAUGGUCUGUCUGAUACCCUUCUUUCGGUCCUGUCUACACGGUCUGGCGAGAUCGUCAAGUCGAUUUUUGGUGCUUAA
This is a messenger RNA of Sordaria macrospora k-hell, 1569 nucleotides long. RefSeq lists its product as uncharacterized. Gene Ontology annotation, biological process: intracellular iron ion homeostasis. The record is from RefSeq and is a predicted model, not a curated record. NCBI's taxonomy places the organism in Eukaryota, Fungi, Ascomycota, Sordariomycetes, Sordariales, Sordariaceae.